AGUACUUUGAUUCUUCAGGAGGAGUCAGUAUUAUAUGGAAGCGCAGACUGGCCUGGUUCUUUACUGUUUCUUUUUCAGGCUACCACUUUCGUUUCCAGCAGGUAAAGGGUUAAGAUUUGCCACUCAGUGCAAUCGCGACUCUAAAUUUCCCUCUUUCCUACAAAUGUGAAAUACAUGUAGAAUUAUUGUAUUUUACCUUGUAUUUUACAUUGGUACGAAUUAAAAACGUAUCGCUCAUUCUUAUCAAUUCCUGCUAGAUUAACUCUAAAAAAUGGUAUGUUUACAAUAUUCUUUCCAUACACAAUUUUAUGAAGCUAAGCAAGGACAAUAAAUGAUCAAGACUCUCGAUUAAUCUUUCGCCAUGUUUAUUGGUAACGCUUGUGUAAUAUAUUCUAAUGUUAAUUGAAAUAAAAAUUAACGAUUAAGAAAAUUGAUCAGAGAUUAAAAGAUUUAUGUCAGAACCAUCCUGCUAUACUUCCAUUACGUCAUUAACGUUGUAAUGACGUUAUUAUAAUCUUAUUUUGUGACGUAACUUGUCAUAGAAACGACGUUCCGCAACAUAAGAUAUCAACAGACUACGGUAUGUGGAUGCGUUUUUAUUAUCAUUAUUUUUAAUUGCUUUAUUAAUUCGUUAACCGAAUGUAAUGGUCAGUAAAGUGUUUCAAAAUGUUACACAACUAAUUGAGUUAUAAUUAUCAUAUAUAUUUUAGCUCGAUAGUGAUAAAAUAUUAAUUGAUCCUUUCUCAAAGUCCGCUUCCUCACAUGGUUAUGACUCCAGUAUGACUCAAAGGUUUAGAAAGACACCUUAAUAGCAAAGUAUUCUGCCACUAUCAAUGUGUAGUUUUGAAAAAGUGUAAUUAUGAUUUCUGUUCUAAUUUACACAACAAUAUUUCAAAUAAAUCAAAUAUGUUGAACAAACUUAUUUGGUGCGAGUACACUAAAAGUCUUAUUGAAUAUAAAAAUCUUUUUUACAGUGAAUUAUGAACAGGUUAUCAAGAAACGACUGCAAAGCUCACUCAAGAAUGAACAGAAAUUGUUCAUCAAAAAGGGCAAAGUCUUUAUGUGGCACAAAUAGAAGACACGAUUCCCAAAGAAAAUUGACAAAUCGAAGAAAAGCUGAUGAUAAGACCUCACAGAAGAAAAGGCGAAGUAAGAGCGUUUUACCACCACAAGGUCAGAGGAGAUCGAUGCCACAAAAACAUGGUGAAGUUGGACAGCGCAAAAGACGAACACACAGACAUAAAAGUUCUAGAGCUGAAAUAAGGAACCAGUCUGCAUGUGGUAAAUUAAUUUGAAAUAAAUUGUUUAAU
Molecule: messenger RNA, 1310 nt
Organism: Ruditapes philippinarum (Manila clam)
Lineage: Eukaryota; Metazoa; Mollusca; Bivalvia; Venerida; Veneridae
Exons: 2
Coding region: 981-1295 (104 amino acids)
Source: RefSeq, a predicted model, not a curated record